Messenger RNA from Phytophthora sojae, 282 nucleotides. RefSeq lists its product as hypothetical. The record is from RefSeq and is a predicted model, not a curated record. The annotation marks the transcript as partial. Lineage: Eukaryota; Oomycota; Peronosporomycetes; Peronosporales; Peronosporaceae. The transcript has a single exon.
AUAUCGAUCGCAUCGCUUGCUCCUGCCAACAGCAAGAAGACCAGGACGACGGCGAUCAACUCGUUCACGACGUUCCUGGCCGCGGAGAGCAUGACACUCGAAGCCACCCACCAGCUCAUCGACGGGGAUAAGACAGGUAAGGUAUUGCGUAUUAAACUAGACAAGUAUGCAUAUUCGUUAGCCACAUCAGCCGAAAAGGUAAGAGCGACCAAUACGUGUCUAGCAUACUAUGGCAACGUCAAGAAAUGGCUAGUAGAUAAGUACCCACUGCAAGGAGCUUAA